This is a messenger RNA of Alligator mississippiensis (American alligator), 11601 nucleotides long. RefSeq names its product bromodomain PHD finger transcription factor (gene BPTF). Gene Ontology annotation, biological process: regulation of transcription by RNA polymerase II. Gene Ontology annotation, molecular function: zinc ion binding; RNA polymerase II cis-regulatory region sequence-specific DNA binding. The record is from RefSeq and is a predicted model, not a curated record. Lineage: Eukaryota; Metazoa; Chordata; Crocodylia; Alligatoridae. Bases 214 to 9900 code for a protein of 3228 amino acids. Gene Ontology annotation, cellular component: NURF complex. The transcript has 32 exons.
GGAACAAGAUGGCGGCCGGCGGCGAUCCGGAGCGGGGCGCCGGCGAUUCGGAUUGAGCCCGUGCGGCCCGCGCCGCCCGGCGGCCGCCGCUCUCCCCGGCCCGCAGCCCUCGCGGGGGUGGGGGCCACUGCCCCGCGCCCGCCCGCCGGGGCGCCCGCCGCCCCGCCCCGCCCUUGCCUCGCCUUCCCUUCCCCCCUCGGCCAGCGCCCAGCGAUGCGGGGCCGGCGCGGCAGGCCGCCCAAGCAGCAGCAGGCUCAGGCGAGCUCCCCGGCUCCGGCCGGCCCCAUCGGCGGGCUGCGCUCGCGGCAGCGCGGCAGCAGCCGGGGCCGGUGGGCGGCCGCGGCCCAGGCGGAGGCGGCGGCGGCGGCGCCCAGGCCGAGGGGGGCGGCCCAGGCCUCUCCGUGCCCCCGCGGGGGCAGCAAGAGGAAGGCGGGCGGCGGCGCAGGCGGCGGCGGCCCCCCGAGCCGGGGCAGGGGCAGGGCGGCGGCGCAGGCGGCGGCGGGAGGAGGAGGAGGAGGCGGCGGCGGAGGAGGCCGGGCUGCCUCGUCCCGCAGGAGCGCCAGCAAAGUGGUGUACGAUGACCACGAGAGCGAGGAGGAGGAGGAGGAGAGCGCGGGGUCCGAGGAGGACGAGGAGGAGGGCGACCCCGAGGAGCACCCGGGGUCCGAGGACGACGGCGACGAGGAGGAGAUCAUGGAGGAGGACGAGGACGAGGACGACGACGACUCCGACUACCCUGAGGAGAUGGAGGACGAGGACGAUGCCAGCUACUGCACCGAGAGCAGCUUCAGGAGCCACAGCACCUACAGCAGCACCCCAGGCAGAAGACGACAGAGAGUGCAUCGUCCUCGUUCUCCAAUAUUGGAAGAAAAAGAUGUUCCAUCUCUCGAGUUUCCUAAAUCCUCAGAGGACUUAAUGGUGCCUAAUGAACAUAUAAUGAAUGUUAUUGCCAUCUAUGAGGUACUACGGAACUUUGGCACUGUUUUACGACUGUCUCCUUUUCGUUUUGAGGACUUCUGUGCUGCUCUGGUAAGUCAAGAGCAAUGCACACUUAUGGCAGAGAUGCAUAUAGUGCUUUUAAAAGCAGUUUUACGUGAAGAAGACACUUCAAAUACUACCUUUGGACCUGCUGACCUCAAAGAUAGCGUUAAUUCCACUUUGUAUUUCAUAGAUGGAAUGACGUGGCCAGAGGUUCUGCGGGUAUAUUGUGAGAGUGACAAGGAAUACCAUCAUGUUCUUCCUUAUCAAGAGACAGAGGACUAUCCUUAUGGACCAGUAGAGAAUAAAAUCAAAGUUCUGCAGUUCUUAGUGGAUCAGUUUCUUACAACAAACAUUGCACGUGAGGAGCUAAUGUCAGAAGGAGUUAUCCAGUAUGAUGAUCAUUGUAGGGUUUGUCACAAACUGGGGGACUUGCUUUGCUGUGAAACUUGCUCAGCUGUGUACCAUUUAGAGUGUGUGAAACCACCUCUUGAGGAGGUACCAGAGGACGAAUGGCAGUGUGAGGUCUGUGUAGCACAUAAGGUGCCUGGAGUAACUGACUGUGUUGCUGAAAUCCAAAAAAAUAAACCAUACAUUCGACAUGAACCCAUUGGAUAUGACAGACACCGACGAAAAUACUGGUUCCUGAACCGAAGAAUUAUUAUAGAGGAAGAUUCGGACAAUGAGAAGGACAAGAGAAUCUGGUACUAUAGCACAAAGGUCCAGCUAGCAGAGUUAAUUGAAUGCCUAGAUAAAGAUUACUGGGAAGCUGACCUUUGCAAAACUCUGGAAGACAUGCGUGAGGAAGUUCAUCGGCAUAUGGAUAUUACAGAAGACCUUACUAACAAAGCACGGGGUAACAACAAAUCUUUCCUGGCUGCAGCAAAUGAUGAAAUUUUGGAUGCUCUGAGAAUUAAAAGAGGAGAAAUAGUGGAAGAUAAAAAUUCAGUAACUGAUGAAACAGAGAAGGCCAAAAAUGAGGUUGAAAACAGUGGCCAAACAGAUCUGGAAAAAAACAAGGAGGAAUCUGCAGACCAACUACAGGACAAAACGGAGGAAACGUCACCUGAACAAGAUUCAGAAAAAGGAAAAGCAGAAGAGCCAACAGUCGUUGGGGAUAAAAGUAUCUCUGUGACAUCAAGCACUGAUGGCAACACCACAAAUCCUGCAGGAGAGACUAGUUCCUCUGAAGGGAAGAACACAAUGGGGUGUCAGUCAGAAACCUCUGAUAGCAACAAUGUGGCAGAGAAGAAGGUGGCAUCAGAGCUCCCCCAGGAUCUCUCAGAGGAAACUGGUGAGAUGAUUCCCAGCACCAGUGCUAGUGCAUCCACUGUGCCCCUGCAGUCAAACUUUGAAAACAGCAACAGCAGUGACCUGAACUCCAUGCAGAUGUCUGAAGAUGCUGAAAAUGGUGAAAGAGGAUCACAGACCUCAGAGGAGACAGCAGAGAAAUCGAAUGGUGAAAGAAGUGAUUCUCCAGGGACAGGGAAAGGUACCCCUGGUUCAACGCGAAUGGUCACCAGACUACGAAAUCCGGAUAGUAAACUGAGCCAGAUGAAAAACCAGCAGGUCGCUGCUGCAGCACAUGAAGCAAAUAAGUUAUUUAAAGAAGGCCGAGAGGUUCUGGUGGUCAGCACCCAAGGAGAAGUCUCUCGGCUGAAUACCAAGAAAGAAGUUGUUGUGAUGAAAGGAAACCUCAACAAUUAUUUCAAGUUGGGGCAAGAGGGGAAGUACCGUGUGUAUCACAAUCAGUAUGCCACCAAUUCGUUCGCAUUGAACAAACACCAGCAUAGAGAAGACCAUGACAAGAGACGGCACCUCUCACAUAAGUUUUGUCUGACUCCUGCUGGAGAGUUCAAAUGGAAUGGCUCUGUACAUGGGUCCAAGGUUCUUACCAUAUCCACUUUGAGGCUAACUAUCAUUCAGCUCGAGAACAACAUCCCUGCAUCAUUCCUUCAUCCCAACUGGGCUUCCCACAGGUCUAACUGGAUUAAGGCUGUCCAAAUGUGUAGCAAACCUAGAGAAUUUGCACUGGCUCUGGCAAUACUGGAGUGUGCAAUUAAGCCAGUUGUCAUGCUGCCAAUCUGGCGGGAGUCCUUGGGGCACACUAGAUUACACAGAAUGACAGCACUUGAGAGAGAGGAAAAGGAAAAGGUGAAAAAAAAGGAGAGAAAACAGGAGGAGGAAGAAACAAUGCAGCAAGCUACUUGGGUGAAAUAUACCUUCCCUAUCAAACAUCAGGUUUGGAAACAAAAAGGAGAAGAAUAUAGAGUAACAGGCUAUGGUGGUUGGAGCUGGAUUAGUAAAACACACGUCCAUAGAUUUGUGCCUAAAUUACCCGGAAAUACUAAUAUCAAUUACAGAAAAUUACUACCAACGAAGAAUGAUGAUGUCACCACUGAAAAUCGGUGUGAACUGGAUAAAAGAAAAAGUACAACAAAAGUAAAAAUAGAGACUGAUUCUUUGAAAGGCAGAAUAAAAGAUUCUCAGAAUCGACAAGCAAAGGACCAAACAGAAAUAAAAACUUCUGACAUUUUUGGGAAAGUCCAACCAAAGGAAGAAAAUAAACUGAAUGAAGAAAAAGUGAAACUUGAUAUCAAUUCUGAAAACUUAGAUCAUGCGAAAGACAAAGUGGAAAAAGACGUUGAGUGUGAAAAUGAUAAAAUCAUCAAAGAAGAACCCAUGGAAGUGGAUGACAUAAAACUUGAAUCACCUACAAAAAAUGAGGAUGGUCAUUCUAAAGUAGAUAUAAUCAAUGUCAGCCAGGGCUUUCAUUUAAGGACUUGCUACAAAAGGAAAGUAAAAUCAUCAAAAUUAGAUGGACUGCUUGAAAGAAGAGUAAAACAGUUUACACUGGAAGAAAAACAGCGCCUAGAAAGAAUAAAGCUGGAGGCUAGUGCUAAAUCUAUAGGCAAUGUAUCUUUAAGUCCACAAAAAAACAUAGAUGAGCCACAAACAAGUAAAUUAAAAGAAGGAAGUCAGAUUGACAUCUCUCUCCAAGAUGGAGCUCAUGUUUCAGGUAAGAGCCAAACUGAAGAUUCAUUUCAGGACUGCUUGCCAACCAGCAGUGUCCCUUGUACCAAUGAGCCAGAUCAGCCGUCUUUACCUUGCUUGAAUAGACUCUCAAAAAUAGAAAAUGUAGCCUCUGAUCACUGCUCUGAGACUCAGAGUUCAGUUCAGAGUGACACUAAAGAAAGUCGUCCUGAACCUAUGGCUGCUGAUAAAAGUCAACGACAAGAAAUUCUUAAAGAGAGAAUGACUGAGAAUCCCCCCACGGAUGACUUAAAACAAACAGAUACUGAAGAAAAGAACAAUUGCGGUAUCUCGGAAAACAAUGAAAAAACCUCAGAACAAAAACUACCUAAUACAAGAGUGUCUCAGACUGUAUGUGAAAACUCCUUACUGGCCACUGAAAGUGGCUGUGAAGGAGAUGAUGCUUUGCCCAUCGCUGAAAAAGUGCAGCCAGAAGAAAAUUCUGAAAAACAAGUCUGUGAUCCAGAAAACAACUGCGCCUUGAAAAGCUGUUCUGAAUCGGCAUCCCUUCACAAAGAUGAGGGAAAAAAUAUUACUCCAAAAAACACUGAAAGUAAGUCUGAAAACAGGGUCCUGUUUAAUCGGAACCAAGUCAGUAAAAGUUUAGAACCAUUAAAAACUGUGCUAACUUCAGAAGAAACACUUGAAAGUCAGACUCCGGAGCAUAUGGAUGGAACAAAUGUUAGUGAUGACUUGGUGAACUCUAAACUUACUGAAGCCAAUGGUGAAAAGCAAAGUCAGGAACAGAAACUAGAGGCAAGUACCAUAAACAAAUGUCUUGAUCAGAUGAAUCUAAAAGGUAUUACUGAUAAAAAGAAUAAUAGGAAUGGAGAAACAGAGACUCUAGUAGAAAAAGAUAAAUCAGCAGCAUUUCAGAUUAAUGGCAAAGACAAUGAGAUUAAAGUAUUGUCAAAUGAUGAAUGUUUAAUGAAAGAUUCCUGUGAUAUUGAACCAAAAGUCAAUAAUAUUAGUAAAUCCAUUCCUGAACACGAAAUAAAACCACUGACUCUUAAAGAUUCCUCUGUGAAGCCUUUCAUGAAUGGUGAUAUCACUGUGCAAGACACAAAUGAAAAAAACAGCUUGGACACUAGAUCAUGUUCACAGAGUUCAAUGGAGGUAGGUGACGAAUCUCCAGGGAAUCUUCUUCCAGAUAAAGUGUCCAAAUGUGUGCAAAAUACUGGCGAAAAGCAGCAUUCUCCUGAAAGAGUGGGCUUUGACGGUGCUUCCAUACCAGCACAGCUUUUCUGUAAAGAAAACAACGUGGGCAAUGAGGCAGAAUGCAUGGAAACCGAAACUCCUGAGGAUAAAAAUAUUGCUCCCUCACCUGUAACUUCUUGCGAAGAAUCUAGCUUGAGUAGUGACUUCACCGAUCAGAAUGGCCUGCAGCAGACGUAUAACAAAGUUGACAACGUCAAUGGCGACAAUAAAAUAAAAACUGUUAUUACAGAGGUAACCACCACCACAACAUCAACUGUUUCCACGGAAUCCAAAACUGUGUUGAAAGUAGCAGAGCUGUCACCUUUCAAAGAUGAUAAGCAAACUGUGGUGUCAUCCACAGAAAAUUGUGCCAUUUCCACUGUAACAACCACAACCACUGUCACUAAGCUAACCUCGCCAACCCCUGACAGCAACAUUGACGUCAUCUCCGUUCAGGAGCGUAGUAAAACGGUGGUUACAACAACUGUCACUGAUUCUUUGACUACGCCAGAAGGCACGCUAGUGACUUCCAUGACUGUUAGCAAGGAAUAUUCCACAAGAGACAAAGUGAAGCUGAUGAAAUUUUCAAAACCCAAAAAGGCUCGUUCUGGAACUGCCUUACCAUCUUACAGAAAAUUUGUUACCAAAAGCAGUAAAAAGAGCAUAUUUGUUUUACCCAACGAUGACUUAAAAAAGUUGGCCAGGAAAGGAGGUAUCAGGGAGGUUCCCUAUUUCAACUACAAUGCAAAACCUGCUGUGGAUAUCUGGCCAUAUCCAUCCCCAAGACCAACUUUUGGUAUCACUUGGAGAUACCGACUUCAAACUGUAAAAUCUUUGGCUGGAGUGAGCCUUAUGUUGAGGUUACUGUGGGCCAGCUUACGGUGGGAUGAUAUGGCUGCCAAAGCUCCACCUGGCGGAGGAACUACACGUACAGAAACAUCUGAAACCGAAAUUACAACUACAGAAAUAAUUAAGCGGAGAGAUGUUGGUCCAUAUGGAAUUCGUUCAGAGUACUGUAUCAGAAAAAUAAUUUGCCCUAUUGGUGUACCAGAAGCUCCAAAAGAAACUCCAACACCUCAGAGGAAGGGCCUUCGAUCAAGUGCACUAAGGCCAAAGAGGCCAGAAACACCAAAGCAAACAGGCCCUGUUAUAAUUGAAACUUGGGUAGCAGAGGAAGAAUUGGAAUUAUGGGAAAUCAGGGCAUUUGCUGAAAGGGUGGAGAAAGAAAAGGCACAGGCAGUUGAACAGCAGGCUAAGGUUAGUGAACAGAAGAAGGCCGAGGAAUUCAAGGCCCAAAUGGAGGCUCAGCUAAAACAACAACGGUUGGCUGCCCAGCAGAAACGACUGGAGCAACAAAAGCAAUUGCCCACCGGAGGUGCAGCCACUACAGUCACUACAGCUAGCAGCACUGCAACCACUGUCUCCACUCCGCAGAAGGUUAUGGUAGGCCCAUUAACAGGCCCAGUUCCCACUGGAACCAAAGUUGUACUUACUACUAAAGUGGGUUCUCCAGCUACAGUAACAUUCCAGCAGAGCAAAAACUUCCAUCAGACUUUUGCUACUUGGGUUAAGCAAGGCCAGUCUUCAUCAGCUACCAGCACUCCUGCCACAUCAGCCACAACCAUUGCCAGCACAGGACAGACGUUCCAGAUCUCAGGCAGUCCAGUAACUAUGGCAGGCAAAGUGAUAACAAAGCUUCCACUUCCUGCAAAUAGCAAGAUUGUUGCUGUCAAUGUGCCAUCAACUCAAGGAGGUAUGGUUCAAGUUCAGCAAAAGGUGUUGGGUAUCAUUCCAUCAACUACAGGUGCAAAUCAGCAAACAUUUACUUCAUUCCAGCCAAGGACAGCAACUGUAACUAUUCGGCCAAACACUACAGGGACUGUAGGAACAACAACAACUUCACAAGUAAUGCCAGGGACACCGCUCCGUCCUGGUAUGACAGUAAUAAGGGCACCACUUCAGCAGUCAACAUUAGGGAAGACCAUCAUUCGAACACCACUAGUGGUGCAGCAAGGUAUUCUUCCAGCCAGUCAGACUCAACAGGUUGUGACUCAGAUAAUCAGAGGUCAGCCUGUCUCAACUGCAGUAUCUAGUACCAGCACAGCUGCUUCCAGUUCUGGACAAAAGACAGUAACAGCUCCUGGAACACCUCCACAGCCAAUACAGCCCCAGACCUCAACUCCCCAAACCCCUCGUCCCCAACAGGGGCAAGUGAAACUUACCAUGGCCCAGCUUACACAGCUAACGCAAGGACAGGGUGGCAGUCAAGGGUUGACUGUGGUAAUUCAGGGACAGGGACAAACUACUGGUCAGUUACAGCUGAUCCCUCAGGGAAUGACUGUAAUACCGGGUCCAGGGCAACAGCUAAUGCAAGCAGCUAUGCCAAACGGUACAAUUCAAAGGUUUCUUUUCACCCCGCUACCAGCAGCAGCUACUACAGCCAGCACUACUACUACAACAGUUUCCACUUCAACAUCAGCUACAGGGGAACAGAAACAAGCCUCGCAAGCUCAGGCACAACCAACACCAGUCCUGCCUCCAAUUCAGCCCCAGUCUCAGAAUCAACUGCAGACCCAGCUGCAGGCACAGACACAGUGUGUUCAGCCUCCAGCCCAGCCACAGACUGCUCAGGCCGGAGUUCAGCCUGAAGUUCAGACACAGCCUGAAUCUCAGAGUCCAACAUCCAUCCAGUCUCCAGACACAUCAGAAGCACAGCCUGUCAUGACACAGUCAGCUAAAUCACCAGUCACCGUUCAUUCUCCUACACAGACCCAGGUUCCAGGGCAGUCUCAGCUUCAAGUCCAGAGUCAGCCGCAGACGAUCAUUCAAGCUCAGCCCCAGCUCCAGGCUCUGCAGCAAGCCCCAGUACAGACUACAGCCCAACAGCCUAUUCAGAUGCAGCCCCAUACUUCUGUACAGAUUCAAGCUCAGCUGCAACAACAACCCCAAUCCCAGGUUCAGACUUCAGUCCAAACCCUUCCAACUACACAAAGUUUAAGCCAAGUUACUGUACAGUCUCCAUCUCGCCCCCAGCUGCAGAUUCAGCAGCCUCCAACCAAGGUUAUUACUGUACCUCAGCUUCAGCAACAAGUCCAGGUUCUUUCUCAACUUCAGUCUCAUGUUGUGGCUCAGAUACAGGCCCAGCAGGGCAGUGUUCCCCAGCAAAUCAAGCUUCAGCUACCUAUUCAGAUUCAGCAGACAAGCCCUGUACAGGCUCACCAAAUUCAGAAUGUGGUAACGGUUCAAGCAGCUAGUGUUCAAGAGCAGCUGCAGAGGGUUCAGCAGCUCAGGGAGCAACAGCAGAAGAAAAAGCAGAUAGAAAUAAAACGUGAACACACCCUUCAAGCUUCUAAUCAAAGUGACAUUAUCCAGAAACAGGUGGUGAUGAAACACAAUGCUGUGAUAGAGCACUUGAAGCAGAAAAAGACUCUGACCCCUGCUGAACGAGAGGAAAAUCAGAGAAUGAUAGUGUGUAACCAAGUGAUGAAGUAUAUUUUGGAUAAGAUAGAUAAAGAAGAAAAACAGGCAGCAAAGAAACGGAAGCGAGAAGAGAGUGUAGAGCAGAAGCGUAGCAAACAGAAUGCUACCAAGCUCUCGGCUCUGCUUUUCAAACACAAAGAACAGCUGAAAGCUGAAAUACUGAAAAAAAGAGCACUUCUGGACAAAGACCUACAAAUUGAAGUGCAGGAAGAGCUAAAGAAGGACCUGACGAAAAUUAAGAAAGAAAAAGAAAAAGCACAGGCAGCUGCUGCUGCAGCGGCGGCGGCGGCGGCGGCUGCAGCUGCUGCUGCCGCAGCGGCGGCACCCCCGCCCCCACCUCCACCCCCACCCCCACCUCCACCUCCACCACCACAGCACACAACCAGCAUCACAUCCCCAACCACACCCCCCAUGCCACUAUCUUCCCAGAAGAGAAAACGAGAGGAGGAGAAAGAGUCUUCGGCUUCCAAGUCCAAGAAAAAAAAAAUGAUCUCUACUACCUCAAAGGAAACCAAGAAGGACACAAAGCUUUACUGCAUCUGUAAAACGCCUUAUGAUGAUUCUAAGUUCUAUAUUGGCUGUGAUCUUUGUACUAACUGGUUUCAUGGAGAAUGUGUUGGCAUCACAGAAAAGGAGGCUAAGAAAAUGGAUGUGUACAUCUGUAAUGAUUGUAAACGGGCACAAGAGGGCAGCAGUGAGGAAUUGUACUGUAUCUGCAGAACACCUUAUGAUGAGUCACAAUUUUACAUUGGCUGUGACCGAUGUCAGAACUGGUAUCACGGGCGCUGUGUCGGUAUUUUGCAAAGUGAGGCAGAUCUCAUUGAUGAGUAUGUCUGUCCUCAGUGUCAGUCUACAGAAGAUGCCAUGACCGUACUCAGUCCACUGACUGAUAAAGAUUACGAAGGAUUAAAAAGAGUACUACGUUCUUUACAGGCUCACAAGAUGGCAUGGCCAUUCCUAGAACCAGUGGAUCCCAAUGAUGCACCAGAUUAUUAUGGUGUUAUCAAAGAACCUAUGGACCUUGCUACCAUGGAAGAGAGAAUACUGAAGCGUUACUACAAAAAGGUGACAGAGUUUGUGGCGGAUAUGACCAAAAUUUUUGAUAACUGUCGUUACUACAAUCCAAGUGACUCCCCUUUCUACCAGUGUGCAGAGGUUCUUGAAUCAUUCUUUGUACAGAAGCUAAAAGGUUUCAAGGCAAGCAGAUUGUGAUAUCUUUAGUCUGAACUUUUUAACUGGAAUCAGAACUGGAUGUUGGGUCACUUUCUUUUAUUGUGUAGUACCAUGACAUUUAACUGCCCUAAAAAUACAAAAAAAACCCAGAUCACUUGUCCAAAUAUUAAUUAGUACUUUAAAAUGGAAACUGUCAUUUGUCAGCAGCCAUGUUGGUAGACAAAAAUGUAUUAAAAAGAGUAUAUUGCUUCUUUUGAAUACUGUAUUGAGAAUAAUGUCAUAACGUUAAUCUUAAAAACCAUGUAUUUUCAAUGAAUUAUUUGCAGUCGCUAGUUAAUAAAACUGUGAACUUUAGAGAAGAGACCUGCAGCACUCUGAUCAGCAGAAAUGUGGUUUUAAUUUUACUGUUCAGUUUUGGUUUUGUUUUUUGGGGUUUUUUUUUUUUACAUAUGAACACUAAUUCAAAGACUUCCACAUAGGUUUACAUCAGCUACAUUUUAUUAGAAGUGAUUGCGCCCUUAUGAAUUGUCCUUAUGCCUUCCCGAUGAAAUUGUCUUUAUUCCUUCUCGAUGAGAGACUGCUAUUUUGUGAACUGAACUAGGAAAAUAUAUUCCUGGCAUUUUUCAUAGUCCAGUUGAAGCAUCUUCUUUUGUAAACAAUGGACUCCUUUUGUAUUCGAGGUCAGAGAUGCUUGUUUUAAAAGUGCUCGCCUGCAAAUGAUGAAUCGGAAACAACAUGGCUGCAGUCCCCCGAUAGUAAUUGACCUAUGGCAUCCUCUAACAAGUGUGUUCUCCCAAACAAAGGGUGCUUAAUUAUUCACUCUUUUGUGUAUUCUGCAGGUCUCAUAACAACAAACUGCAGUCUACAGCUUCUUAGAGUUCAGCGUGUUAAUGUAACACACAGAGCAAGAAUCUGGUUGUCUGAAAAUUUUUAAUUAAGAAGCCAGAUGUUUUUAGUCAGGUUAUCCUGACGAGACUUGAUGUAAACUGCCUUUUUAUUGGUCACAACAGUCAAAUUAUAUUCUUGGCUUAUUUUGUCCAAAGGACAAAGGAAUAAAAAUCAGCAGCACCACUUUCUUGUCAAGAUCAAAUUGUUGUACUAUUGUGGCAGAAGCAGGAAAACUGUCUUUUGUUGAAGGAGAGAGAAAGCAAGCAAGCAAGAAAAAGAUACAGUAAAUGGAGUCAAAUUUAACUCCAUGGAAAUGCCACGUCUGUUCUUCAGUGAAGAAGCUGGUUUAAAGUCCACACAGAAAACUUUGACUGUAUUUAUUUAUUGUUGCAAAAAAGACGCUUUUUUAUUGCUGCCCUCAUUUGUCAGCUAAUUAUUUUUUCUUAUAAAAUCCAGCCCCGGUUACAUGUAAUCCAUUCUGUAUCUUAACAUGAUUCCUGUAGGUAAAAGUACAAGACCUCUAGAUGUCUUUUCUUUCUAUGAAAGGAGCUGCUAUGUACACAUGUGCACACAGACAACUGGGAAUCAACAAUGAGUUUAUCAUUCAUGGUAGAUAAAAACAAUUAAGCUUGCAUAAAAGUUGGGCUAAGUGGUCAUGGACUACAGACUGUUGCCUUGAAUAUAACAGUACAAUUUGUCAUUUACUCUGCACCAGACUGAAAUGAGUAAAAUCUAUUUGAAGGUAUCUUGUUUGUAAACAUUUGUCAGAUUCUAAUUUUUUUCUUUUGUAUUAAAAUUCAAAAUAUGGAUGUAUAUGAAACAAAAUAAAUGGAGAUAAUUGUUCUCCCCACA